CAGACUGUUUUGGUCUUUUCGUUGGUAGCAACGAAGAGAGAAUCCGAGAUAGCUAAAUAUUCAGUUUGAGAGAAUUCAUUUACAUUAUUAGAAUCGAAAAACUAAUUGACAAGCGCCUUAAUUCACAUAUUUAUUACUUAUGUGCAAUCUGCGCAUGUUGUCUUUUAAAAAAGCGUUACUUUCUGUUUUAAUAGGAAUUAACUUACAAAGAUUGCUAGCCUGUUAUUUGCUAAGUUAGCGUUCCUGUAGCUAAUAGCUAGCUAGCUAACUUUAAUAGGGUUUGAAUCAGAUGCUGGAGUAGCUAAGUUAGCAAGUUGACGUUAGCUUUUGCUAACUGUUCUUUAAAAUAGCUAGCUAGCUAACUAACUCUUAAAUAUUAUAUUGCCGUAUUUUGGUUGCAGUCUUUCUGAGAUAUUAGGAAUACAUCGCACACACUGUCGUUUAUGGGAUCAUCAUGUCAAUGAAGCAGGCCGGUGGUAAUCGCAAACCCGGCGGUGGCAGCAGCGGUGCUGCGGCUGCCUCUGGUGCCGGGGGAAGUGGCGGACGACAGAAUUUGGGCAGGGGACGGCACAAUGCUAAAGUUAAUUCAUCAGCAGUGGUGUACAAUGGCGUAUAUGCCAACAUACGGAUGGUGGAUGUAUUGACGUCUGUAGUGGGAACCAAAUGUGAGCUGAAGGUUAAAAAUGGACUGGUUUAUGAUGGAGUUUUUAAAACAUAUGGUCCUGAGUGUGAUCUGGUCCUGGAUGCGGCCCACAGAAAGAGCCCUGAGUCAAGCCUGGGUCCGCGACAGGAAGACAUUGUGGAGAGCAUCAUCUUCAAGCCUUCUGACGUGGUGGUGGUGCACUUCAGAGACGUGGACCUUAAUUUUGCCCGGAAAGUCUCCACUGACACAGAAAGUUUCACGGACCCGGGGGUGAGUGGGAGAGUUAACGGGGAGCACAAGGAGAAGAGCCUGGAGCCGUGGGACGGAGGAGACCAGCACCGUGCCGUGUCUGACAGCCUGGAGUCUCUGGACACAGAUGUGUCCAACGGCUGGGACCCCAAUGACAUGUUCAAGUACAACGAAGAGCAGUAUGGCAUCAAAUCCACGUAUGACAGCAGCUUGGCCACCUACACGGUUGCCCUGGAGCGUGACACGUCCGAGGAGUUCCUGAAGCGCGAGGCGCGGGCGGCCCAGCUGGCGGAGGAGAUCGAGGCCAGCUCCACCUUCAAGGCCCGCGCGGCCCUGGAGAAUGACGAGCGCAGCGAGGAGGAGAAGUACACCGCCGUGGUGAGAGGAGAGCGGGAACCGCACCCCCUCAACAGAGAGAACAAAUACGUCCCCCCGGGUCAGAGGAACAGAGAGGGGAUGUCCUGGGGAGCGGGUCGUCAGAACUCCCCCAGGUUGGUCCAGGGCGUCGGUGGUCCUCCAGCUCCUCGGCCUGGUCCCCACGACUACAGCCCCAGCUCUGGAGCAGACCAGCGGGUUGUCAACGGAGGUGCCACCUCCUGGCCAUCGCCCUGCCCGUCUCCCUCCUUGCGUCCUCCUUGCCGUUACCAGUCUGGCCCCUCCUUUCUCCCACCCAGGGCAGUCACGCCCACCAGGCCUCCCCCCAGAACCCCCUCGCGGCCCUCUAGGCCUCCGUCUCACCCCUGUCCUCACGGCCCUCCAGCUUCCGUCUCCUCUAUGCCCAAUAGACGCAUGUCCUCCGAAGGUCCUCCCAGGAUGUCCCCGAAGACCCAGCGUACUCCACGCACCCACCGACCAACCCCCGGGAGUAGAGUCCCCCCAGGAGGCGACUUCAUGCCCCACAAUGCUGCAGGAGAGGCCCCCGUGACCCCUCCGACCCGAGCCAGCCCCUCGGGCGGGACCUGGUCUUCCGUCGUUACCGGAGCACACAGACCUCGCUCCCCUCGGCAGAACAGCGUGGGAGGGGUCUCCCCUAGCCCCUCCUCCCUCACCUCGCCUCAGACUGGGUCUGCCUCUGUGGAACCUGUUACCAUGGCGUCAGCCUCCUCACCCACUGCUGUUAGCCCUUCUCCCAAUAUGCCUGCCGCACCCUUAGCAGAGGUGAAAGAGUGCCGGGUCCAGGAGACCAGACAGAACUCCCCUACGGCCAAUAAGGAGAACGUGAAGCCCCUGGGGAGUCCCCCCGGUGUCAGAACCUCCAAAGGAGCCCCCUCCAUGGCACCAGAUCACAGAAAACAAAUAGACAACUUAAGGAAAUUCAGUGAAGAUUUUAGGUUACAGCCCAGCUGCAGCCCAGACCCACAGUUUGAGCAGAUGAUGACCAAGCCUCUGAGGGACGGCGCAGAAGAGAAACCCAAGGAGCUUCCUCUGGACAAGGGUUCAGAGGGGCCUGAGGGCCCUGUGGCCCCGACUGGCAGCAGCAAGCCGGGCAGCCCCGAAACCCCCUCCUCUACGGUCUGUCCACCCUCCGAGCAGAAGAGGGGGCCCGAUGUCACCUCGCAGGGUGUCCAAACGUCUGCAUCAAACUUCAGCGGAAGUGCCAAGCCUGAGGAGAAGGAAGGUCAGGAUCCAGAGCAAAUCAGGAAGUCGACUCUGAACCCUAACGCUCACGAGUUCAAACCCCGCGUCUUCACUCCUCAGCCCAAGCCGGCAACCACCCCGACCCCCCCGCGACCCCAGGCCCAGCCCAGCCCCUCCAUCGUGGUGCAGCAGCCCCAACAAGUCUACAGCCAGACAGUCUGCUUCCCCCAGAUGUACCCUUUGACCCCUGUCAGCCCUGGAGUCCAGAAAAGCAUUAUCUGGAAGUCUCCAGCCAUGUACCACGUCCAGGUGCCUCACAUGACCGUCAACCAGUCCAAGACCUACAGACCAGGUAAAGUAUCCAGCAUGCCCCAGCAGAGGGCAGACCAGCACCACCUCCCCCAGGGGGGACCGGCCAUGAUGCACCCUGCCUCCGCUGCGGGUCCGCCCAUCGUCGCCCAGAGCCCCGCCUACUCAGCCCAGUACUUCGCCUGCAGCCCGCCGCAGUUUGCCGGCCAGCAGAUGGUGCCGCCCAUGUCUCACUACCAGUCCCAGGCGCAGCACGUGUUCGCCCCGGUGAUGCAGGGCCAGGCUCGGAUGAUGGGCCCCCCGAGCCACGGCCAGCCGGGACAGCUGGUGUCCUCCACCACCACCCAGUAUGGUGAACAGACACACACCAUGUACGUAUCACAAGGCCCCAUGCCGCCGCAAUACGCCCACCCCAACGCUGCCCUGCACCACCACCACCACCCCCAGCCAUCGGCCACGCCCACAGGCCAAGCCCAGCAGAGUGGGCAGCACGGGGGCAGCCACCCGGCGCCCAGCCCGGUUCAGCAGCACCACAUGGGCGGCCAGCAGCAGAUGUACCAGGCCCUGGCGCCCACGCCGCCCUCCAUGACCUCGGGGCCCAACCCCCAGUCCCCCCAGGGCAGCUUCCCCUCCGCCCAGCAGACCCUCUACAUCCACCCCCAGCAGGUGCAGCAUGGCUACAACCCCGCCCACAUGGCCCACAUGCAGCAGGUGAGCUCCACCUUCAGAAGCCCCCCCCUUCACUCUGAGUACAUGCUAUUUAUGCAGGCCCACAUGCAGUCUGGGAUGGUGGCGUCCCACCACGGCACCCCAGGUCAUCCUCAGAUGAUGCUGAUGACCACUCAGCAGCCAGGCGGCCCCCAGCCCCAGCUUCCCCAGAACGCCCUGAACCCCAUCCCUGUGUCCUCCACGACGCACUUCUCUUACUUGACACACCCCCAAGUGCAACAGCACCACCAGCUGUAGGGAGCUGCAGGGAACAUGGAGCCCCACCAACAACCCUCCCCCCGAGUCUCACGGAGAAGCCUCCACCCGAGUCUUCAUGGAGAAGCCUCCACGCAGCCCACAUUAUGCUACCGUACAUCUUCCCUCCCAGUCCUGAAGAAUGUUCAACUGAUUGGUUCAGUGAACGGAGUUUCUGACGAUCUAUAGUUCUACUGAUAACUGAAAGGUGCCCCUCAGUUCUUCCCUACAUAUCUUUGAGAGACCUGCAAAGGGUCCCUAUAUGAAACUUGAUUCAGCUUGCCGAUUAAUGAAUUGAGAGUGGGGGGGGACUGGAACUUGCAUUUUGUCUGCACCUUGAUAUGAAAAUUCUUCCAUCUUAGACAGUAUUAACGUGACUGUUUAAUAACUGCUGUUGCUGCUGCUAUUGCUGCAUUCAAGACUUCAGAACAGAUUCUAACCAAACUAAAAUACAUCUUCCUGUAAUUAAUAACAAGUUUGGUCUAAAGGACAGAAACAUUAUUUAUGAAUGGUGGCUUAGGUGAUCCCACUUCUCACCUGACCAUUGUGUAACUUUUAAGUGAAUAUAACUUUUACUUUGUAGAUAAUAUAAAUAACAAAAAAAUGAGAAAAAAAAUAUAAAAAUAAAAACGUUU
Esox lucius (northern pike) is the source of this 4377-nucleotide messenger RNA. It is a transcript of the gene atxn2, whose product is annotated as ataxin 2. NCBI's taxonomy places the organism in Eukaryota, Metazoa, Chordata, Actinopteri, Esociformes, Esocidae. Bases 455 to 3745 code for a protein of 1096 amino acids. Gene Ontology annotation, cellular component: cytoplasmic stress granule. The transcript has 25 exons. The record is from RefSeq and is a predicted model, not a curated record. Gene Ontology annotation, molecular function: RNA binding. Gene Ontology annotation, biological process: cytoplasmic stress granule assembly.